CUGCCAUCAUGCCAGAAAAGUCUAAGUUGUAUUUAUCAUAUCUUCAAUUUCGUCAUAAUUCUUUCAGAUAAUCGACAGUAUGCAAAAUUUUAGCCAGAUUUUCGUUCUUGUUGUUUCGCAUAGAGGUCAUCACAUGAAAUUGAGCACGAAAUUAGGAAACGCUUUAUUCGAUACCUAAGGAGUUGAAUUGAGAAAAUGAAUUCAGAUAUUAUUUCAAAUUUUUUGGCAACUCUGGCCAUAGCUGUUGUUUAUUUCAUUAUCAAACAAAUUUCGCAUGGUUCUUUGGCUCAUAAUAUGCAUUGAUUAGUUGAGAAUCGAGAAUUUAUCAGUCCACCAUGGAAUUUUCUAUAUCACCACAAACUUGCCGUGUUUGUUUGAAAAAAGCGCUGAACGGACGAUUACUUAGUGAUCUCUACACUGCUACAUUGCUUUCUAAUGCCAAAGAUUCGAAGAACAAAAGUUACUGGGACAUUUAUAAGAUAGUGGUCCCCCUUCAAAAUAAUCAACAUACCACCGUGGAUGCAAGUUUUAUUCCAAAGUGCAUUUGUGACAAUUGUGAAGCUCAGUUAAUCGUGACUUACGAGUUCUUGAGAAAAAGCAAGCGCUCGGAGAAAAUCCUUCAUCACAUUUUAAAUUUAUAUGAAGAAGAGAGCCAAGAUAUGAACAAUAAAGUUAAAGAUGAACCCUGCCUGGAACUGGUUGAAGAGUCGAUUGCAGAAUUUUGCGAACGAGACAAUUACGAUGAAAUUAAUGAUUAUAGGGAAAGAUUAGUUAACGAACAAAAUCAUUCCGAUAAUGCACCUGAUCCAAUCAUCAUGACCUAUCACGAGUCUACUGAAAACGAGUUUUUUAUGAGAACAGAUAACACAAAGGAUGACCAGAAAAGUAAAGAGAUAGAAAAUGAAUUCAUGGAUACCCCUCAGGAAUCCGACACGAACGAUGAAGGUGAAGAUGUAUAUGCAAUGGAAUUACAAGAGCCCAAACCUAAAACCAGUCAAUGUAUCGAUUGUGGUAAAAUGGUAUCUUCUCAUUACUUGGUUAAGCACAGAGAAACUCAUAUAGACAAAGGCAUUCGACGAAAAACUUUUGAGUGUGACCAAUGCAAAGCUCGGUUUACAUUGAAGGAAAAUUUGAACAAGCAUAAACGUAUUCAUGCUGAUGAGAAACGGUACACCUGUCCCUUUUGCCAGGAACAAUUCUUGCAUUGGGCUUCCCGACGGUAUCACAUUGCAAGUCACCAUACCGGAGAAAAACGAUACACUUGCGAAUAUUGUGGUGCGAAGUUCCGUAAUUCAUCCCAUUACUCAAUUCAUAUUCGCCGACACACCGGAGUAACUCCAUACCCGUGCCAUCUGUGCGAUCGAAGUUUUAUAACAAGCAAUAGCUUGAAGGUGCACUUGGUUUCGCAUAGUGAUUCUAAAAACUUUCACUGUGAUUUAUGCAAAAAAUCCUACAAAUCAACCAAAACGUUACGACUUCACCAACGGACGGCACAUGAACAUGAGAAAAAUUACGUAUGUCCACUAUGCAAACGUGCCUUUUCACAAAAUCACCUAUUGAGAGCACAUCUUUCGAAAAAUCAUCCCGAGUAUGAGCCACCUCCACCGGGAACUGUUGUGAAUAUGCGAGCAGUCGAAAAAAUAAAUGAAAAAUUGAAGAGAACCGGCAGUGAUUGAGAACUGUUAAAUCCAAAUUGUAUUUGGUGUGGCGGGUUAAACUCAUGUUUUCUUACACCUAUUAUGUUUGAUUCUUGAGUAGGAGAAAGCGCAAGGUUAUGACCCUUCGCAGGCGGUGAGGAUUUCGCAACGUGAUUAAACGUAGAAAGUUCCAUAAAAUCCGCCAAGAUA
Messenger RNA from Wyeomyia smithii (pitcher-plant mosquito), 1847 nucleotides. Its product is annotated as zinc finger protein 624-like. Gene Ontology annotation, biological process: regulation of transcription by RNA polymerase II. The record is from RefSeq and is a predicted model, not a curated record. Gene Ontology annotation, cellular component: chromosome; nucleus. Gene Ontology annotation, molecular function: chromatin insulator sequence binding; zinc ion binding. Bases 336 to 1676 code for a protein of 446 amino acids. NCBI's taxonomy places the organism in Eukaryota, Metazoa, Arthropoda, Insecta, Diptera, Culicidae. The transcript is spliced from 3 exons.